Messenger RNA from Bufo bufo (common toad), 1708 nucleotides. RefSeq names its product ankyrin repeat and SOCS box containing 16 (gene ASB16). The record is from RefSeq and is a predicted model, not a curated record. Gene Ontology annotation, molecular function: transmembrane transporter binding. Gene Ontology annotation, cellular component: synapse; axon initial segment; membrane. The coding region runs from base 75 to 1445 and encodes 456 amino acids. NCBI's taxonomy places the organism in Eukaryota, Metazoa, Chordata, Amphibia, Anura, Bufonidae. The transcript has 5 exons. Gene Ontology annotation, biological process: intracellular signal transduction; neuronal action potential; negative regulation of delayed rectifier potassium channel activity.
CGCUCCUCUCCCUCGCUGACUCUCAGUGCAAAGAGGUUCUGGGUUCUGGAAGGGAAUGUUAAAACCCAUGUAACAUGGCCAAAGAGACUUUCCCUUACUCAGCUGCCACCCUACGAUCCCUUCAGCAGCAGCGGGAACAGCUGGAGGACGAGGAACGGAGAAGGGCGGUGAGAAGUCAGUGUCUCACCCGCAGGUUUAUGUUUGACAGCCGGCCCUCAUACCCAACUGCCAACCGAAGACGCCAGUACUGCCGGGAUACUGCCAUUCAUAAUGCCCUGUACACAGGAGACGUGGAAAGGAUAAAGGGGAUAUUCAAAGAAGAUGGUUCAGCAGAAGUGCUGGUGGAGACAGUCAGUGAGGAGCUCCAGUGGUCCCCGGAAAUGGGCCUCUUUUCGUUGACACCUAAGAAGUCGCACACCAGUCCAUUGCGCAUCACCGCCGGUCGAGGGUAUUCUCAAUGUGUGCGACAUCUAAUAUUCCGUGGGGCAAACCCCAACUCUCUAGCAGGUGGACGUAGUGCCCUACAUGACUCCUGUGAGGGUCACCAUGCUGAGUGUACUCAACUGUUACUGAGCCGUGGAGCUGACCCCAAUCUACAGAAUGAAGAUGGCCAGGCGCCCCUCCACCUCUGUACUAGCAAGGAAACACUGGAUUGUGCAAAAUUACUUUUGGACUAUGGCGCUCGCAUCAGCCUUCCCUGCCAUUACACCCGUGCCACCCCACUACAUGUGGCUUCUGUACGAGGUCUGGAAGAACAUGUGGCAUUAUACCUAAGCCUUGGUGCUGACCCAUGUGCCCGCAAUCGUGAGGGUGAGACACCUCUCAAUGCAGCUUGCGCUGCUUGUGAUUCCCCUCAACACUUUGCUCGCUAUUUGAGGGUGGCAGAAAUGCUCCUGAAAGCCGGCGGUGAUCCUGGGAUGCCAGGGAAGAAGGGCCAUGGACCCCUCCACAAUGCCAGCUCCAACUGCCAUCUUAGGUUGGUGCAGCUGCUUUUGGACCAUGGAGCAUCUGUUAACGUGACGAAUAGCGCUGGUUACACGCCUCUGGACUGUGCUUUGCAGGUGUGCACAGACUAUCCGGAGUGUCAGCCCCAUCAAUUGGUGCAGACGUUAUUUAAUCACGGUGCUGCGCCCCCUAGUGUCAAGAUGUGGCGAUGCUGUGCUGCUUCACCCCUGGCCUUUGAAAUCCUUCUCAACUCAUAUGACCGAAUUCCACCAGGGGAUUUUUGGGUAGAAGCUUUGCCCACUGAAAUAUGGGAGGAGCGUCUCACAUUUUAUCAGUCCGUCCUGCAAGUUACAAAUCAACCUCGUCGUCUUCAGCACCUCGCCCGCUGCGCUGUGAGGAAUCUAUAUAAAGGACAGUGCCACCGGGCGAUUCCAGACCUGAGACUACCAGCUGCACUCACUGCAUACCUCCUGCUGCUUCCAGAGGGCCUCAUCCACUAAACAUUGUGAACUGUCCACAGGGGGGCGCUCAUGUUUAAAAGAGAAAUUAUUGCUGUAUUUUCUCAAGGGUGAAAGUCUAGAAAUGUCCACCGUUGUGGAGAAUAGGUUUUCUCCUCCCAUCUCCAAGGCAGACAUCUACAGUGACGGGAGGGGGUAAGGCCCCUUUCACUCGAGCGUGCCAGAUUAGGUCUGGAUGCGUUCAGUGAAACUCGCACCAUUUUGCAAGCAAGUUCAGUCAGUUUUGUCUGCAAUUGCGUUCAGUU